AUGAUCCUGAAUACAGCUAAAGGCAUAAUAGGCACCAUAGGAGCCGUAUCCCUGGUCAUACAGCUCCUGGGUCUAUACGGGGCCCAUAAGGAGCACUACAACUUUACGAUGGCAUACGGGAUCGUCUCAGCCAUACUGGCCGGCCUGUGCAUAGUGUCGGCGCUCACUGGCAAUAGUGUGGGUGAUUGGUUCCUGAUGAUAUUUUUUGCCAUAUGUGCGAGUGUUGCCCUACAGUUUGCCCGCGAGAUCAGGCGCCUACUGAACCCACCCCUCAGUCCGAACGUCGUGUACAUGAAUAAUAACGGUCAGCCCCCGUAUGUGGUGCCCGGUGCUCAGGUUCAGUCAGGACCCAUGUAUUUGACACCAGUGACAAUACCGGGACAAACGGGUCCCGUGUAUAUUCAGUCACAAACUGGACAGGUAGUCGCGUUUCCAGCACCGGGAGCGACGUAUGUGGGGCCGGCAGAUAAUCCGCCAACUUAUAGGCAGUCUCAGGAGGAUAUUAGUAAUAUGUCUGUAAGUGCGGCACCGGGAGGUUCGGAUGGUAUUGCAAAUCAGAAUGUUGAAGAACCCCAAUUCGGUGGUCUAUGGGGCGCUUAUAAGGAUCACUACUAUAUCAGUCUCAGUUACGGUAUUGGAUCGACACUACUGGCCGGUCUAUGUAUUGUAUCGGCUAUUGUUGGCGCCGGUGGGAUUGAUUGGAUCCUGGUCAUAUUUUUCGCAAUAUGCGGUUCACUGGGCUGUCAGCUAUCGCGAGAGAUUAAACGCACAAAUAGGAUGCCAGUGCUUAACCAGACAGUGUACAUGAACCCGGGUAUACAACCCAAUAUGGUGUACCAGGUGCCCAAUACUGGUCAGCCCGGAUAUGUGGUACAGGGAGGUCAGGUUCAAACCGGACCCAUGUAUAUGAGUCCUACCCUGACUGCUGUUCAGUCAAUGCCAGCCCAAAGUGGACAGGUAUUCGUGUCGAGUCCACAGUACCCUACAUCGCAAGUGGUAGCCUUUCCUACUCCUGGACCCUCAUAUGGGGGUUCGUCAACCUCACCGCCCACUUAUACUCAGUCUCAGGAGGAUAUCAGUAGAAUGAGUGUUAAUGAACAGCCGAGUGGAGCACAGGGAGCACCGGGAGGUUCGAACAGUUACCUCAAUGAGAAUAUUGAGGAACCCCAGAUCCUAGGCCUAUGGGGCUCGGGUAGGGAGCACUACUACAUGUGUCUGACCUACGGUGUAAUAUCCAUACUACUAGCCUGCCUGUGUAUCGUAUCGGCCAUAAUCAGUCAAUAUCUAGUAAUCUGGUUACUAAUGGUUGUGCUCGGGUUUUGUGGUUCCCUGAGCUGUCAGUUUGCACGGGAGAUACGCCGAUGCGAUAACAUGCCCGGCCAUACGGUCUAUAUGAACGCCGCAAUACAGCCUAAUAUGGUGUAUCAUAUAUCCAGUACGGGUCAGCCCCCAUAUAUUAUGCCCACAGCACAGGUACCCAACAGACCUGUCUACGCUACUCCUACUUUAACUCCAGUGCAAACAAUACCGGCUCACAAUGGACAGGUAGUAGUUUCGAGUCCAAUGUAUGAUACAUCGCAAGUGGUGGCCUAUCCAACACCCACCCCGGCAUAUGUAGGUCCAUCAACUUCACCACCACCUUAUUCAGUGCCUGAUGUGGAUGUUAGUGCUGGACAGUCAUCCGAAGCACCAGGAGGUUCGGCCACUUACUUAAAUGAAAAUAUGUAUGAACACAAAACAGUUCCCAAUUAA
Oppiella nova is the source of this 1752-nucleotide messenger RNA. The record is from the annotation of a GenBank genome assembly. NCBI's taxonomy places the organism in Eukaryota, Metazoa, Arthropoda, Arachnida, Sarcoptiformes, Oppiidae.